Trichoderma reesei QM6a is the source of this 2253-nucleotide messenger RNA. RefSeq names its product peptidase M20. The coding region runs from base 1 to 2253 and encodes 750 amino acids. The transcript is spliced from 2 exons. Gene Ontology annotation, molecular function: hydrolase activity. Lineage: Eukaryota; Fungi; Ascomycota; Sordariomycetes; Hypocreales; Hypocreaceae. The record is from RefSeq and is a predicted model, not a curated record.
AUGAGCCGUCGCCCCGUCUACUUCAAUCCCUUGGCCGAAUCAUGGACGGCGCCCUCACCGGAUGACCCUCAGUUGGCAUACCGCUUCCAUUCACAAUUACCGGCUUACUCUCCCACUCAAUUGAUCCCUCUCACGGACCUAGCCAAGGAGCUCGGCGUGCAAUCCAUCCACCUCAAGGACGAGACAAGUCGACUCGGACUCCCCUCCUUCAAGAUCCUCGGCGCCUCAUGGGGUACAUUUCGGGCCAUUGCCCAGCGACUUGAUCUUCCUAUAGACUCUUCCUUGGGCUCCGUCGAGCAGAAGUUGGCAUCUUCAAAUAUCACACUCUACGCGGCCACUGACGGCAAUCAUGGCCGGGCCGUUGCCCGCAUGGCCUCCAUCCUGGGUGUCCCAGCCCAGAUCCACGUCCCUACGACCAUGCACCAAAGCACCAUUGAUCUGAUAAAGUCAGAGGGUGCGCGCGUCGUCAUCUCGGACGGCUUCUACGACGAUGCUGUUGUUGACGCUCGAGUGGCAGCUGCUAAAGACGAUACCGCCCUUGUUAUCCAGGACUUUGCUUCGGGCGACUACGUUCAGAUUCCGCAGUGGAUCGUCGAUGGCUACCUCACCAUGAUGCUGGAAAUCGACGGCCAGCUUGGCUGUACUACCCCUGACCUCGUCGUUGUGCCGGUGGGAGUCGGGUCCUUUGCGCAAGCCGUCGUAACGCACUUCAAGAAGCCCGGAAAACAAACAAAAGUCCUGACCGUCGAACCUGAUACAUCCGCCAGUCUCUGGAAAAGCCUCAGAAGCGGCGAGUCCUCCUCCACGUCGGAAAAGUCCCCCAGCAUAAUGGCAGGGCUGGAUUGCGGGACGCCUUCAUCGAUAUCUUGGGCUGUUCUCCGACACGGAGUCGAUGCCAGCCUCACAAUAUCUGACUAUGAGGCGCACAAAGCUUGCGAAUACCUAAAGUCUCAAGGUGUGUCUGCAGGGCCCUGUGGAGCCGCACCUAUCGCUGCGCUCAGGAGAUUAGAGCGAGCGGAUAGAGAAAGGCUGGGUCUCACCAAGAACUCCGUCGUAGUAAUCUUUUGCACAGAGGGUGCACGAGACUACGACGUUCCUCACAGCGUGGCGAGCGACGAUCCCGUCGAAAUAACGCAGACGUUGGUGAAGAUCAACUCGGCCAAUCCGUUCCUUGGAUCGGUUCCCGGUCCUGGAGAAACUGCUAUUGCUCGCUAUAUCACUGCUUGGAUGGAGCACCGUGAUAUUGAGUCUCAUUGGAUUGAGCCAACGUCCGGACGACCUUCUGUGGUAGGCAUCGUCCGCGGACUCGGCGGUGGCAAGAGCCUCAUGCUCAACGGGCACAUUGACACCGUGACCCUCAUGGGAUACGAAGGCAAUCCCCUCAGCGGUGACAUCCAAGACGGCAAGCUCUAUGGCCGUGGAGCCGCUGACAUGAAAGGCGGUGUAGCAGCUGCCAUGGCUGCCCUAGCCAACGCGAAAAAGCACAGCCUCAGGGGAGAUGUCAUCUUCACAGGCGUGGCAGACGAGGAGUUUGAGAGCAUCGGCACGCAGCAGGUACUGGAGGCAGGCUGGACAGCUGACGGCGCAAUCGUCAGUGAGCCGACCAACAUGGAGAUUCUAUACGCUCACAAGGGCUUUGUAUGGUUUGAUGUUGACAUUCAGGGCCUUGCAGCGCACGGCUCGAGAUACGACCUCGGUAUUGAUGCCAUUAGCAAGGCAGGCUAUUUCCUCGUUGAGUUGGAUAAACAUGCAAGCCAUUUGACAGCGCAAAGCGGCGAUGCUGUCCUUGGCCCAGGUAGCAUUCACGCCUCCCUCAUCAAGGGCGGCGAGGAAGUCUCAUCAUACCCUUCUCGUGUUCAGAUCCAGCUCGAGCGGCGAACCGUGAACGGCGAGACACCGGAAACUGUACGGAAAGAGCUCGAAGAGAUACUCGACGGCCUGACGAAAACAGUCCCCAACUUCACGUACAGUCUUCGCACCACUUUUCACCGGUCUCCCUUCAAGGCCGACCUUUCCCACCCUUUUGCGAAACUCGUCCACAAGCACGUGGGAAACACUCUUGGCAGGGAGCCUGCUGUCUUGGGCGCCCCCUACUGGACUGACUGCGCACUACUAGAUGGUGCUGGGAUUCCGGCAUUGCUCUGGGGGCCCCAGGGUGAAGGCUUACAUGGAAAGUUGGAAUACGCAGAUGUUGAGUCGAUAAAGCAGGUCGCAGAGGCCUUGACUGCAAUCGCUGUGGAGUUUUGUAGCUGA